AUGAACGGUGCCCAGGCCGUUGCUUCGUUGCCUUGGGUGGAGAAAUACCGCCCAACCAAGAUCGACGACAUCGUCGGGAACAAGGAUGCAGUUGAUCGUCUUACCGCUAUAGCUUCUACCGGCAAUAUGCCCAACCUCAUCUUCACCGGUCCACCCGGCAUCGGAAAGACAACGUCCGUCCUCUGCCUCGCGCACACGCUUCUGGGCCCUUCAUACAAGGACGCGGUCCUCGAGCUGAACGCAUCCGACGACCGUGGUAUCGACGCGGUGCGCAAUAAGAUAAAAAUGUUCGCUCAGAAGAAGGUUACCCUCCCUCCCGGCCGACAUAAGAUUAUCCUGCUCGACGAGGCUGACUCCAUGACAAGUGCUGCGCAGCAGGCGUUGCGAAGGACCAUGGAGCUCUAUUCGUCUACCACUCGCUUCGCACUUGCGUGCAAUGCCUCCGAAAAGAUUAUCGAACCUAUCCAAUCGCGCUGUGCGAUCGUUCGAUUUACUCGUCUCAGUGAUCAAGAGGUGCUUGAGCGGAUUGUCAAGGUGGUCGAAAGGGAAGAGGUUCCGUAUGUCCCUGACGGCCUGGAGGCUGUCGUCUUCACUGCAGACGGUGACAUGCGCCAAGCACUAAAUAACGUUCAGGCCACGCACUCGGGGUUUGGCUUUGUGAACCAAGAAAAUGUUUUCAAGGUGUGCGAUCAGCCGCAUCCCCAGAUCGUUGUCGACUGUGUCGCGUGUUGCCUCAGGGGUGAUGUCGACCACGCUCACGACAAGAUGAAGUCCUUGCAUGACGCCGGAUUCAGCGCCGCAGACGUCAUUGGCACCGUGUACAGGGUUGUAAAGAACUUUGACGCGGAGAGUAUGCCUGAAUUUGUCAAGCUCGAAAUGAUCCGCGAGGUGGGCUUCACGCACAUGAGGAUAGGAGACGGCGUAAACUCUCUGCUUCAGCUGGGGGGCAUGUGUGCAAAGAUGUGCCAAGUGGUGGAGCGCGCCAAGACUGGAGUGAUGCGCUGAGGAAGCUUGCCUUAAUAAGAAGCGCGGCGAUAAUAUAUGCGAUUUAUCGUGCGAUCGUUGAUGACCUUAUUGUGGCCAACCCAAGCCUCCGUUUAGAGAACAGGGAGGAAAACAUUUUCGCGUUCCGUAGGUAUGAUUGAGAACAACUACGAGACUCAAGC
Micromonas commoda is the source of this 1166-nucleotide messenger RNA. It is a transcript of the gene RFC2, whose product is annotated as replication factor c, subunit 2. Gene Ontology annotation, cellular component: nucleus; DNA replication factor C complex. Lineage: Eukaryota; Viridiplantae; Chlorophyta; Mamiellophyceae; Mamiellales; Mamiellaceae. Bases 1 to 1005 code for a protein of 334 amino acids. The record is from RefSeq and is a predicted model, not a curated record. Gene Ontology annotation, biological process: DNA repair; DNA-templated DNA replication. Gene Ontology annotation, molecular function: DNA clamp loader activity; ATP binding; DNA binding. The transcript has a single exon.